Molecule: messenger RNA, 4240 nt
Organism: Galleria mellonella (greater wax moth)
Lineage: Eukaryota; Metazoa; Arthropoda; Insecta; Lepidoptera; Pyralidae
Gene: ksr
Product: kinase suppressor of Ras 2
Exons: 18
Coding region: 158-2788 (876 amino acids)
Biological process (GO): protein phosphorylation
Molecular function (GO): ATP binding; protein kinase activity
Source: RefSeq, a predicted model, not a curated record
GCAUAGACAAAAAUAUAGAUUUUCUUCGGAUAUGGCCGCUGUAUCGGCAAUACAACAUCUGCAAUGUUUUGUUUAAUCAUUUUUAUAAGAUGAAUGAAGGCUUUUUAACAUAUAAGUAGUGAAUAGUGGACUGUGUAAAGUUCUGUGAUAAUUUGUAAUGGAUGCAGAGAGCGGAUAUGGAAUACAAAGAGCUCAUGAUGCAAUGCAAACGAUAGAAACUAUCCAGUCGAUGAUCGACGUUUCAGCUGACAGACUAGAGGGUUUGAGGACGCAAUGUUCUACGAGCGCAGAGCUGACCCAGCACGAAAUCCGGACCCUGGAGGGCAAGCUGGUGAAGCACUUCUCUCGCCAGCUGUUCAUCAAGGCGCGGUUCGGUGAAGAGCUGAACGAUGAGGUGCGGGGCGUGCCUUGUCUCGCGCAGUGGCUCAGGGUCGUGGGACUCGGUCCGGACGCCAUUAAUGCGGUGUGCUCGCGGGUGCCGUCGCUGGAGGCGCUGCGCGAGCGCUCGGACCACGAGCUGCGCGCGCUGCUGGCCGGCGUGCGCGACGAGGAGCAGCGCCGCCUGUGCUGCGCCAUGAACCGCCUCGCCGCCUACACCGAGGCGCUGAUGCGCGGCGAGGGUGGCACCGAGCUGGAGCUGUUCUGGGACUCGUGGGACCGCUCCCACGGCGAGCGGCACGCGCGCGGCUCGCCCCGCCCGCGGCCGCGGCCCACGCCCGCGCCGCCCCACCCGCCCCACGACUCGCCGCCGACCCGGAUGGGUGGCAAGUCGCCCACGACGCCGGUGGGCAAACGGAAACAGAAUUCGACCCUUCCACCACCAGCCGCGCUCACCAAGUCACGGUCGCACGAGUCGCAGCUCUCAGUGCGGACCGACGCCGCUGACCUCAGCGACAAUAGCCAGUCAUCAGCGGUGUGUGGGGCGGAGUCGCCGCCGCCGUCGCCGGAACCCGACGGGUUGGCGACGCGUAACCACUACAACAAUGUCUCCGGCGUGGCGGGCUGCCCGCGGUCGCCGCCGCCGCCGCCGCCGCCGCGCACGCCGCGCACGCCGCGCACGCCCACGGUCAGCCGGUGCAUGGCGCACGACAUCGCGCACCGCUUCACCAAGACCAUGCUCAUCGCCACCUGCGACUACUGCGACAAGCAGAUGCUCUUCGGCUCCGGCCUCAAGUGCAAGGAGUGCAAGUUCAAGUGCCACAGAGACUGCGAAAGUAAAGUUCCUCCGUCGUGUGGUCUCCCACCUGAGUUUGUGAUUGCCUUUAAAGAAAAAUUUCACAAAGACGUGCCGGUGACGAGCGCGUUGUACGGUGCGGGGGGAGGGUGUGCGUCGCCGGUGUCGGCGCGGGGCUUCCUGGCGUCGCUCACCAGCCGGCCGCGCCGCCGCCACCACCCCGCCGCGCACCAGCAUGCGCCUGCGCAGCCGCACUACACGCAGGGCGGGCCGGACUCGUCGUCGAAUACGUCGUCGUGUAACAGCUCGGCGCCGUCGUCUCCGGCGCUGGCGCUGCCCACCACGCCGCACCACGCGGCGCACACCCACCCGCACCCACACCCCCACCCGCACCCGCCCGCUGCACACCACCCCCAUUCUACCCACCCCGCACACACGCCCCACCCGCCGCAUCCGCCCACGGCCAAGCAGCAGUUCCAUUUUCCAGACGUGAAGCCGGCUGCGUCGAGUCCGAACCACACGUCGGCCGCGUCGCCGCCACGAACGGACGGUGGUGACGACCUCACCGCCAGCGUCAAGAGCGAGAGGUCGCUGGUGUCGCUGAGCGGGUCCAACUCGACGGACAGCAGCGGCCCGCCGCGCGCCGACUCGCUCGACGCGCACGGCAACCACGCCGACGCGCGCUGGCCGCGCCAGAACAGCCUGUCGAUGAAGGAAUGGGACAUCCCGUACGACGAGCUGAAGCUGUUCGAGACGAUCGGCACGGGCCGCUUUGGGACCGUGUACCGCGGCAGCUGGCACGGCGCCGUCGCUGUCAAGCUGCUGCACGUGCACUCGCUCAGCGACCACGGCGUGCCGCUCGACACCUUCAAACACGAGGUGGCAACAUUCCGCAAGACCCGGCACGAGAACUUGGUACUGUUCAUGGGCGCAUGUAUGAAGCCGCCGCGGCUCGCGAUCGUCACGUCACUGUGCAAGGGCAUGACCCUCUACACGCACAUCCACAUACGAAAGGACAAGUUCAACGCGAAUAGGAGCGUCAUCAUCGCGCAGCAGAUCUCACAGGGUAUGGGUUAUCUACACGCGCGAGGCAUCAUUCACAAAGACUUGAAGACAAAAAAUAUAUUUCUGGAGAAUGGAAAGGUGGUCAUCACGGAUUUCGGUCUCUUCAGUGUAACCAAGUUGUGUUUUGGCAACAACGCCCGCGGCGACAGCCUGGGCAUCCCGCCGGGCUGGCUGUGCUACCUGGCGGCCGAGCUGGUGCGAGCGUUGCGCCCUCACGCUUCCUUACAUCUGCCCUUCUCCAAAGCCACCGACGUCUACGCAUUCGGUACUGUAUGGUACGAACUGCUAUGCGGGGAGUACCCAUUUAAAGGGCAGCCGCCUGAGGCGAUCAUCUGGCAAGUUGGCAAGGGCGUCAAGCAGUCGCUAGCGAACAUGCAAGCCUCUAGAGAUAUUAAGGACAUCCUGAUGCUGUGCUGGUCGUACCGGGCGAGCGAGCGGCCCGACUUCCCGAGCUUACUCAUCACACUACAGAAGUUGCCGCGGAAACGACUAGCGCGCUCUCCCUCGCACCCCGUACACCUGUCUCGGUCGGCGGACUCCGUCUUCUGAGAACGGCUCGCUGGCGCACUCUGUGUGCGGCCCUAAUGAUGUACAGCCUUCGGUUACUAUAGAUGUAUAGACUUGUUUCCUUUGCCUCAUUAUAACAAUUAUAAUUGGACAAAGUAAAGGAAUCACUCGCAAACAGCCAAAGUUCAGAGUUGAACAACGACCAAGAAUGUAAUUUUCUAGAGUUGAAACAACUCAGAAGAAUCACAUUUCUAUGGAAGCAUUGCGGGAGUAAUAUGGAGCGAUUGGUUAUGAACCGAAUUUUGAUGUUACACAUGAGGGGUAAUAUUUCUCAAUGGCGAAUAUGAGGGAAUCUAAUAGACUGUCUUCGUAUUAUUUCAAUUAUUUAGAACACGAACUUGUCUAUAUAGUUGCAGAAAGACAAAAGUGAUGCUCAAAAAAUAAUUCAUAAAAAUAUUACUUGCCAAUACAUCCAAUAGGUUGAAGUUGCUAAUUUAGGUGUUGCUGUGUUUGACAGUCAUUGUGUACGAGUAUGUACGAUAACGAAUUUGUAUGUUUUGAAUUUCCACUAUACGUAGUAUAGCGGGAAGCUGUCAAAAUACCAGUUAAAUUGGGAGGGCAAUAUUGACAGUUUUUCUUGUAAAUAUAUAUGUUAAUUUUUGUUCAAAUAUUCGAUUCCAAAAUUAAUUUUUUUUUUAAGUUUUUAUAAAAAUUGACGAUCUUGUCUUCCCAGUUUGAGCAAUAAUUAAUUUAUAAACUUUACUGUUAUAUUUAAAUUGAUAUAACGAACGGGUAUUCGCUACUUAGUGUGACAUUAUAAAUACGUGAAGCUCUUGUAAAUUAUGUUAAUAUAAUGACUAUUGUAAGUAAGCCCUGAUCUCCGAUUAAUCGAUAGAUUAAAUUAUAUUUUCGUAUUUUUAAAAUGUGAAAAGUUGACUGCUUUGUUGAUAAUGUAAAUAAUGUACAGUGUUACGGAAAAUUGCUGUGAUUGUGACUAGAUGGGGCGCACUGCACUUUGACUGAAGUACACUAGGCGAUAAGGAUAUUAGUGAUAAUGCAAUGUGGUUAAACUAUGAAUAGGAGUGUCAAUGACCUCGACCUGUCAACUGUCACCUGAAAAGCAUGGAUUUCAUGGACCUUUGGAGAACACAGUGUAUUUUGUGAUAUGUUAGUCCAUGUUUAUAGGUGACGAUUAUCCAUAGGUAGUUAGCUUAUUUACCAUUCCAUGUUGUAUAAUUAUAUUAAAAAUUAAAAAUGUAUCGUUUAAAUCUAAAGCAUAUAUAUUUUUUUUUUAAAUUAUGUUCUGAUUUUUAUAUUACUCUUAUUGACAGUUCAUAAGUCGCAAUAUAGCAGCCUUAUUCAUAUUUAAUCGCAUUGUAAACCAGUGUCCACAGGGAGAGUUCAAUAAAACAAACAGUGUUGAGUCAUUUUUGUAGACUUUAGGAAGCUGGGGUUAACUGGUUCAAUCCCAAUGUCUGAAAUUCUGUUUGUUUU